Messenger RNA from Salvelinus sp. IW2-2015, 484 nucleotides. RefSeq names its product glycogen phosphorylase, muscle form-like. Gene Ontology annotation, molecular function: pyridoxal phosphate binding; glycogen phosphorylase activity. NCBI's taxonomy places the organism in Eukaryota, Metazoa, Chordata, Actinopteri, Salmoniformes, Salmonidae. The record is from RefSeq and is a predicted model, not a curated record. Gene Ontology annotation, cellular component: cytoplasm. Gene Ontology annotation, biological process: glycogen catabolic process.
ACUCACUCACUCACUCACUCACUCACUAUAUACCCCUCUGUCUCUUUCUCAGGUAUCAAGAAGGAGCCAAACAAGCACUGGACCCCAAGAACCAUCAUGGUCGGAGGAAAGGCUGCACCAGGCUACCACACAGCCAAGAUGAUCAUCCGUCUCAUCACAGCUAUCGGUGAGGUUGUCAACCACGACCCCGUUGUCGGCGACCGCCUCAAAGUCAUCUUCCUGGAGAACUACAGAGUCACCCUGGCUGAGAAAGCCAUCCCCUCUGCCGACCUGUCUGAGCAGAUCUCUACAGCUGGCACCGAGGCCUCUGGCACUGGUAACAUGAAGUUCAUGCUGAACGGUGCUCUGACCAUCGGCACCAUGGAUGGAGCCAACGUGGAGAUGGCUGAGGAGGCCGGAGAGGAAAACCUCUUCAUCUUCGGCAUGAGAGUGGAGGAUGUGGACGCAAUGGACGCCGGCAAAGGGUGAGCAUGAGGACAUGGAC